Messenger RNA from Podospora pseudopauciseta, 1768 nucleotides. RefSeq lists its product as uncharacterized. Bases 350 to 1768 code for a protein of 472 amino acids. Gene Ontology annotation, molecular function: DNA replication origin binding. Gene Ontology annotation, biological process: DNA replication; DNA replication initiation. Gene Ontology annotation, cellular component: nucleus; nuclear origin of replication recognition complex. The transcript is spliced from 3 exons. Lineage: Eukaryota; Fungi; Ascomycota; Sordariomycetes; Sordariales; Podosporaceae. The record is from RefSeq and is a predicted model, not a curated record.
CUUACCCCAUGGCUCUGUUGGGUGCUGAAGAUUCCUGGGAUUUUGUGAAUGCCUUCUCAUUGAUGAUCUCCAAUAGAAACGCUCGGGCUCCCGGGCACUGGCAAGCACCCGCGUUACAGCACCCAGCAGCCGACAGCCUGGAACAAGUGGAGCCGGACGGUAGGCCAUCGCCCGGCUGGGAUUAGGUAGGCGGGCUGGCAGCGCACUGACACCACCUUCAACAAACGCGCCGACGCGUUGGCACCUUGUAAACGGCCAUCUCUAGUGCGACAGCCCAAACAAAUUACCACUUCUUUUUAGAAGUAAAAAGUCAAUUGAUCGUGAAGGGGAUCGUUGCAGACUUCAGACAAUGACUGUACCAAUAUUCGAGCUCCCUGACGAGCUCAGGCUCAGCCUCAUUACCAAACAGUUUCCUUGCAGAGAGCCCCAGAUCAGAGCACUAGCUACACUUUUGAAUCCCAGCUCAGCACCAUGUCGGAAUCUGGUAGUCUAUGGUACUGAAGCAACAGGCAAAUCUGCCAUCACAACCGCCCUCUUGGCCAGCCUUGACGGGGACUCGUUUAAACACGCCAUUGUCAACUCGAUAGAAUGUAUCACAGCUCGCCAUCUGUAUGAGACAGUCGUGGGCAAGGUGGCCGCCGCCGUGGGAUGGGAGGCCGUCGCCCCAAGGUGCGAGUCAGUCUCACAGUUGACCGUCGAGCUCUCCAAGAUGCUCAAGUACACCGAACGGCCAGACGGGUUCCGGUUCGUCCUUGUCUUUGACGGCAUCGACCAUCAACGAGAGGCACCUCACACCCUCCUCCCAGCACUAGCAAGACUAUCAGAGAUUAUCCCCUCCCUAACAACCCUCUUCAUCCUCACCUCCCCACCCCCAAACAACCUCCUCACAACCUUUACCCCUAACCUCCACUUCCCAACCUACACCAAACCCGAAUUCAUCACCAUCCUCUCCCUCUCCCCUCCCCCCCCCAUCACCCCCUCAACAACCCCAACCGAAACCCUCGACCUCUACACCCGCUUCCUCUCUGCUCUCCACGACUCCCUCUCCCGCCCCGCCUCCCGCACCCUCCCCUCCCUAACCCAAGCAAGCCGAACCCUCUGGCCAAAAUUCAUCCAACCCAUCCUCGCCCGAACCCACACCGUGAAAGAAUUUUCCAAAUUAAUCGUCCUAGCGAGGGUUCACUUCCAGGAUGAAUCCGUCCUCGACCCAACCCUCUCCCUUUCUCCUUCCACCACCACCACCACCCCCAAUCCCACCAUUAAAACAACCGACCUCGCCACCCUCCUCCCUACCACCGCCCGCUUUUUGCUUCUAUCAGCCUACCUCGCCUCUCACAACCCGACUAAAUCAGACCUCACCCUCUUUUCCACUUUUCACCACGGGCGUAAACGUCGUCGGGGUGGGUUUACCGGGGGUCGAGCAAGAAAAAACGGGUCUCAACACCGCAAGAUUGCAAGGAAGCUGCUGGGGGCGCACGCGUUUGUUUUGGAGAGGAUGCUGGCUAUAUUUAUGGCUGUACGCACAGAGUGGGAUCCGGCUAGUGGAGGGAGGAUCAAAAAUGGGAUCGUUGAGGGGGAACAAGGGUUGGAUAAUGAUAUUUAUAUGAGCAUCGCCACGCUGGCGAGCUUGAGGCUGUUGGUCAAGGUCGGGGGAGGGGGGGAUGUGACGGAUUUGGGGGGCAAGUGGAGGGUUGCGGUCGGGUGGGAGGUGGUUAGGGGGUUGGGGAGGUCGGUUGGGGUUGAGGUGGAGGAGUGGUUGGUUGAAUAA